CGAGAGGCCAUGGCAGCCUCUGUGGAUCUCCAGCAGCUCCAGGCCGACCUGGACCUGAAGUGCUCCUUCUGCCUGGCGUACUUCUCCGACCCUGUGCGGCUCACGAUCUGCAGCCAUAACUUCUGCCGGUCCUGCAUCACCGCCUACUUCAAGACGAAGCGGGGUGCCAGCUGCCCGCUGUGCCGCAAGGGCUUCGAGCUGAAGGACUUGUGGCCCAACCGGGAGCUAGCCGUUCUGGUGAACUUGAUCUCCAGGGAGGAAAAGGAGAAAGAGUCGGAGAGACAGGAGGAGCUGGAACUGAACAGAGCCAGCGACAGCCAGAGCUCAGCGAGACGGAGAGAUGUGGAAAAGGAGGAAGAGAUAAAUGAGAUCUCCAAGCAACUGGAAAUGACUGAACAGACCAUCCACCUCUUGAGGAAGGAUCUGACUAAAACAAAGGAAUAUACAUCUCAGAUCAAAAGUCGGAUUACUAAAGAUUUCUGUUGCAUGAAGGAAUAUGUUGAAAGACAGGAGAGAAACACACUGAUGUUCAUUGAAAAACAGCAACAAGCAACUCAACAGAAAAUUGAAGAGGUUAUUGACCAGCUCUGUGCUGAAGUGAACAAGCUCACAGACAUCAAAGCCCAAAUGGAGAAAGGACUGGAUAACUUACCUGAGAGAGAUGGGUACAAAGGCUCACCUUUAACAAUGGAUAAAAUUACACUUGAUGAGGAAAAGAUUGAUGUUCUCACAAGUGCUGUAGAAGAUCUUAAGAAACAACUGGAAAUGUUACUUUUGGAGAAAUACCCUGGGCAGUUCCCUCCAGAACAACCUCCAGAUUUGCAUCAGGAAGCAAGGGUCUGCUCAUUAUCUUCAGAGUCUAGAGCUGAAAAUCCAGGACCAGGGAUUUCAAGCCAGUUUUCUCAGUGGGCAGAUGAUGUGACCUUUGAUCUCACAAGAGUAUAUCAGCGCUUAGUAAUCACAGCCCAGAACAGGAAAGUAAUGGUUUCCAACCAUCCCUCUAAUUAUGAACCAUCACCCAAGAGAUUCUGCAUCAGCCAAGUGAUGUGUUCCCAGAGCUUCUCUACUGGGUGCCACUACUGGGAAGUAAUUACCAAGGACAGUGAUGGAUGGGCUGUUGGAGUUGCUCAUGAAAUGAUUGGUAGAAAAGAUAAAUUGGGAAGAUCAGAGCAUUCCUGGUGUGUGGAAUGGGUAGGUCCCCAAAAGCAGCUGUCAGCAUGGCAUAGGGGUCAAGAAACAUUAUUAAACAGGGAGAAACCAUUGAAGGUUGGAGUCUUCCUCGAACUACAAAAGAAGAGCAUGUCAUUUUACUCCAUCACAGACAAAGAAAUGCUCUUGCAUACUUUUGAAAUCAAUACGUCAAAUCCUCUUUACCCUGCCUUCUGGUUAUAUAAUCUAGAGAGAAAUGGAUCUUUAACUAUAAGUCAUACAAACAGGAGGUAAAGCCUGUUCAGGAAAGUGAAAAUUUUGACUGGCUGCAGAGCUUCUAUAAAAGCUUUAGUGUUUAGUAUAAGAAUUUACCAGAGAGUAUAGUUACCCAAGCUUGCCUGGAAAUCAGCAAUUCAUAUUUUGUCUGCUUGCUUUUUCUUGUGCUAUGCUCUGAUCUAGCCAUACUUCACUAAAGCAAAUCCGGUCUAUGCUAAGGGUGUUAACCACCCCCGAGGAAGUGAGGUGGAUUUCCUAAGCAGCAUUAAGCAGUCCCAAACCUGCACCUAUAAAGGAAGCUCUCCUUCUUAGCAGCCCCAGAGGUGGGGACUAAGCCCACCUGGACCACACGGGCCUCGUCGUCCUACAUUGAGUCAAAAAAUACACAUUGUGCCAUUUUA
Molecule: messenger RNA, 1826 nt
Organism: Rhea pennata
Lineage: Eukaryota; Metazoa; Chordata; Aves; Rheiformes; Rheidae
Gene: RNF135
Product: ring finger protein 135
Exons: 6
Coding region: 10-1443 (477 amino acids)
Molecular function (GO): metal ion binding; protein binding
Source: RefSeq, a predicted model, not a curated record